Eriocheir sinensis (Chinese mitten crab) is the source of this 2761-nucleotide messenger RNA. RefSeq lists its product as uncharacterized. The record is from RefSeq and is a predicted model, not a curated record. NCBI's taxonomy places the organism in Eukaryota, Metazoa, Arthropoda, Malacostraca, Decapoda, Varunidae. The transcript is spliced from 5 exons. The coding region runs from base 346 to 1842 and encodes 498 amino acids.
CAGGACUGGCGGCGUGGUCUGUAGGCUGCCCCCUCAGCCGCCCGAGUGGCCAGAGGCAUGUCCGAGGAUGGGUCGAUGGUGUACCUGCCCCAGGAGGACAGGACCUGCGGCAUCUUCCCCCGUAAUACCUUCAGCCUCCUUAAGCCAAUCGUGCGUGACAUCCUCGCUGACAGACCCGGAAGGAUGACAGACAGUUAAAGCGGUUAAAACAAACGAGAGCGGGAGAAACACCACACUCGCCCCAUCUCAUCUCUCUCGUGCGUGUACUGAACUGCUCCCUGCCCUUGAGUCUUCGUGUCUUACAAAUCUACUCUAUAACCUACAAGACAAGCAGGCUGUUCCGUUAUGAAAGAUGGCCAACAGCAGCUGCUGCGCGGGCCGCGGCGCGUGGUGCGACUGUGCGUGUUCGCGCUGCUGCUGCCUGCCACCCUCAUCACCAUACCGCUGUACGUGCGCCUGAUGCUGUACCCGCCCGCCCACUACCCCAUGAUGCCCACCGACCAGCGGCUCCUCGCCCAUCACGCCUCCUCCUUCUGGUGCCAGGCCCAGUGGACCCACAUGAACGGCACCUACAACGCCUACGUGAGCAGCGAGACGCCGCCAGCCUCACCCACGCGCUCCGUGCACCACAUGCUCCACUCCACCACGCUGCAGGACGACAUCAAGGAGUACUGGGGCUUCCACCUGCUCAAGGGAUCCACCGUCACCAUCUCCACUUGCGCCAGCACGGACGGCGCUCAGCUGAUGAUCUUGCGCGGCGUGAACAAUCUCCACCGAUGUGCCUGGAUCGGCGAAGAGGACUCUGCUGAGGACAGGGAGGUGGAGGAAAACCCCAAGAAGGGCGUCUCGGAGCCUUUACCUCUGUCAACAGAAACGGACGGUGGCCUGAAACCGCCGCAGCCAAAGGAAAUUAGUAAUGACACUACCGAGGCGAGCUAUGAAGCGCGCGAUCCCGGCAUCAUGACCUCGGAGGAGCGACAGAAUGAACUGGAGCUGCUGCUGAGGAAGGCCAUCAGGAUGAGCAAAAACAACAAAGAGAUCCUUCGGCUGCUCCACCUGUUGCAGCGCUCCGACGACCGCACUCUGCCCCGGCACCUGCAGGAACGACUGGGCAUCAUCCCAGAGGAAGGCGAGAACGUCUCGGCGCCCCAUUCUGCGCAAGACCCUCCAAACAGGAAGCGUCGCGAGAUCCGGGAAGAUGCCCCCGCUGAAGAAUAUGGUGGCUCUGAGGUCUUUGACGAAGAUAACCCCAAGGCGGGGAGCCGCCCCAACGCAACGGGGGCCGAGUCCAACCCCGUGGAAAGCCUCAUCGGUGGUCAAGUAUUCUUCCCGGAGGGUUUGAGGUUCGAGCGGGGAAAGUUCAACCAGACCAACAAGAAUGACGGAUCCCAUGAGGAGCACGUGUCGUCGUACUCCAGCAGCGAGGAGGCGCUGGCCAGCUGUGAGGGCGUCAUCAUGACACUGCCCCUCGCCACUUACCGCGGCUGCAGCUUCCGAUGGACCGAUCGGAACAGAGUUGUCUACGACAUUCCAGUCACCGGCACAUAUUACUUCGUGUUCUCAAGCGACAACGAGAUCGCCGACAACAAUUUGUUCUUCAACUUGACGCUACAGCGCGUCACCUACGACACGAAGUCCGCCGAGCACCUGUGCACCAACACCAGCGAGUGCUCCUUGCCGCUGUCCUUCUGGUCCCGCCAACAAACGCUGGUGGAGGUGCCGGAGGAGAAGUCUUGGAACAGGGCCUACGUGCUGGACACCGCGUGCCAGCCCCGCGUGCCCGUCUUCUUUGCCUUCAUCCUCGCGGCGCCGCUGCUCAUCCUCCUCUGCGCCUUCCAAUAGCACAGGCCUUGCCCUCUGCCCCUGUCCCUCCCGUACCCUCGCACAAGUGCGCGAUCAGGCACGCGCACAUUCAUCCCCCCCCUCCGCCCCACAACGCUACAAAGUGGCAGAACAAAGCAAGAGCGAAGAUUUUGUUGUAUCACGAAAUUUCAUGUUAAUUACAUAUUGACCAUUUUUUACAACCAUAAAACAUUUACCCAUCAUGUUCAUCUUCAUCGUCACUAUCAGGGAGGCCAUCAGCUGAGCACUCAGACACUCAUCUCCUCUCCUCUGUAACCCACCUCAACUAAAACCCCUGACCUCUCUUUAUUACCCAGCCCCCUCCUCUCCCCUCCCCCCGGAUAGCCUGCCGUCUCCUUACACUCCUAAAUCCUGAUCAUUUUUACUUGUGCCUGUGUACUACCUCUUACCUCCUUCCUUCCCAUGCUUCCUCUUCUACCUAUCACUAAUCUCGCUUGUAUUUCGUUGUUGCUUCCUCCUCCUGUUCCACUACGCAUUACUCUUCACGAACAACACCCUCCUCUCUCUCCCUCCCUCCCUUCUGCUUCAGCUUCCCUCCCCUCUCCCCCUCCCUUCCUUUUUCAUCCCCCCCCCCCCUCCGUCCACUCCCUCUUCGUCUCCUCUCCCUCCUUGUUAUUAUCGCUCCUGGAUAACACGUCCUUGUAAGUAUUUUUCUCCCCUCAGACAACAAGGUUAUGACAUGGCUCCUCACGUUCUCUUCACCCUAUCACUCACUCACUCACUCACUCACUCAUCCAUCCCCCUCAUUCACUCACUCCCGCCAUCACCCUUCAUUCCCUCACUCGCCCAUCACUCACUCAUCCCUUCGUUUAUAUACUCGUUUUAUCUGUACAUGUGAAGAAAUAAAAGUAUAUAUUUCUUCCUGUUUUAAGGGAGUAUUGUAAAGUGGAGAGUUUUA